CUGGCUGCCGCUGUUCUGCCUCCUCGCGCUCUGCUGUGCCCGCUGAAGCCAGCCACCAUCCUCCCCACGACGUGCUGCCCUGCACCCGCAGCCAUGUGCCGGACCCUGGCCGCCUUCCCCACCACCUGCCUGGAGAGAGCCAAAGAGUUCAAGACGCGGCUGGGGAUCUUUCUUCACAAGUCAGAGCUGGGCUCCGAGACCGGGAGUGUUGGCAAGUCCGAGUGGGGCAGUAAACACAGCAAAGAAGGCAGAAACUUCUCAGAAGACGUGCUGGGGUGGAGAGAGUCAUUUGACUUGCUGCUGAGCAGUAAAAAUGGAGUGGCUGCCUUCCACGCCUUCCUGAAGACAGAGUUCAGCGAGGAGAACCUGGAGUUCUGGCUGGCCUGUGAGGAGUUCAAGAAGCUCCGGUCAGCUACCAAGCUGGCCUCCCGGGCUCAUAGGAUCUUUGAGGAAUUCAUCCGCAGUGAAGCCCCCAAAGAGGUGAACAUAGACCACGAGACCAGGGAGCUGACCAGGACGAACCUGCGGGCUGCCACGCCCUCGUGCUUCGACGUGGCCCAGGGGAAGACGCGCACCCUGAUGGAGAAGGACUCGUACCCGCGCUUCCUGAAGUCCCCCGCUUACCGGGACCUGGCUGCCCAAGCCUCGGCCGCCUCCGCCUCCCAGUCCAGCAGCAGCCCGGCUGAGCCCUCGUGCACCUGAGCCUCAGGGCCGGGAGGGAGCCAGCUGGGCAGAGAGAUUGAGUCACCCAUCCCCGAGGCGCCGCCCCGCUGUGGGAGGCAGAUUCUGCAACGCAAGAGAGGACAGCGAAGGAAAAAGCCCACCCGGUGACACCCUCUCCUCCAGAUACUGUGGGGCUGAAUACCAUGCAUGAGAGGGUCCCCCCACUUCUAGGACCCGUGGACAAGGGCUGGAGAUGAGGCUCGCGUGGGGCUGUUGGGGAAAGGGAUGGGGGUGCAGGAGUCAGCAUGUCUCUGGCCGUUCUCAGCGGGCGAGAGAUAUUCUAGGGUGCUUUGGGAAACUUGUGGAUAAAAGGAAGCUUGCAAAUGAGUGAGGAACAGACAAGCAGGUUAGCUGUUCCACCUGUCGAAUGGUUGACACAUCCUGUUUUCCUGGUUCCCAGGCUGUCCUGGGCACGGAGGGCGCCGUGGACCUGGAGCCUUCCCUUCCCGUCCUGCUCACCUGCCCCUGGGCUGCCCGGGGCUUCCCUCGCUUGCACUUCUCACCACUCCUGUGUCCAGCCUGGCGGUCUGGUCAAGGCCAGAAAACCAAAGGAAUGCUUGCCCCAGAUGAGAUUCUUACCUCAAAUACUGGCCUGGGAGCCCCUUUCCGAAUCAGUAGAGAGCCCUGAAAAGAGGCCAUCGUGCUCAUGUGAAAUGAACCUUGGUGCUCUUGGUGGCCUCUUGCAGGUGCCCCUGACCCCGUGUGUGCAGCAGGGGCCACCUGUGAGCAGGGCCCACUGAGGCCCUCUUGCUGGGAUAUGCCCUCUCUUAGCUCCGUGCUGCCCUUGAACUUGGGGCCCAUCGGGAAAAGGCGUGGGGCCUCUUGGUGAGCGGCUCGUCCAGCUCUUAUGCCGGGCAGGGUGGAACGAGGCGGAAGAGGAUCCCGAGAAAUCUCUUGGCCGUUCCAGAAAGUCCUGUUUAAAUCAAGCUAAUAUUUUAUUUUUGUGGGUACUAGAACAGGGAAAAAGAGCUUCCCCAGGAUGGAAGGGGAGCCUUGUGUUUCUUUCCUGUGGAUGUGAGGUGCUCUCACUGGGGUGUUGGGAGAAAUGAGCUCAGUGAGCUUGGACAGGCCUUAGAAGCUGAGAGUGAAGCUGGGGGGAGAGGCUGCUGGGAAGAGCAGGACCGGGGGAAAUCAGAACCUGCUUGUCAUCUCAGGGCAUCACCGAACACACACUCCAUGGUGGGACUUCUGCCCGGGCCCAGGCUGGGGAGGUGAAUUAACCAGGCAACCCCCUUUUGCCCCUAGGAAAAUCCACGCUGUUCUCUCUGCACUAGGAGCUUCUCCAGGAGAAAAUUAUUUAAAUCUAACAUAUUGUUGGUUUUGUGACAAUGGUCUCGGCACAUGAUUUUUAUUGCUGUUGUCAUGUUGUUGCUAUUGUUAUUUAUUGCCACUUGAGUUUGCCUCCACUGGAGAAUCUCGACAGGAGCUGGUGGCCUGACUGUCUCCCUCUCCACUGGACUCUACCUCUUGGACGUGCUGGGAACCUCUUAGCACCUGUCAGGAACUCCUCACUGUUUAAAUAUUUAUUUAUUGUUGACAACUGGAGCUGGUUUCCUAGAUGUGAACGAUGUACUCAAUCCCCAUUUUCCUGUUUCAGCGUGUUAUUUUAUUGUGAAUUAAAA
Molecule: messenger RNA, 2345 nt
Organism: Hippopotamus amphibius kiboko
Lineage: Eukaryota; Metazoa; Chordata; Mammalia; Artiodactyla; Hippopotamidae
Gene: RGS16
Product: regulator of G protein signaling 16
Exons: 5
Coding region: 94-702 (202 amino acids)
Source: RefSeq, a predicted model, not a curated record